AUGGAGGCAGUGGAUUUGCCUGACGACAUCCUCGCGGACCCCGAGUUGUACGGGUUGAGACGGUCGCGCCGCGCGCACGUUCCAGUGCACACCUACGAAAGCGAAAGCGACGAGGAGCCGGUAAAACGGACGCGCCGCAAGCCUAAAUAUGAGUCGGAGGAAAACUCCGACAACCAUAUGGAGGAGAGCGAAGAGUCCGACGUGGGCUACGUCGAGGAAAAGAAAAAGGUUGCCCGUGGGGCUGCCCGCAAGACCGCCAGUAUUCCCGCGGAGGUGCGCUUCUCUGCGCGAAACAACCGUGCGGUCAAUUAUGUGCUAGAGGACGACGAGGAGGAGUUUGUCGAGAGCGACUACGACGCGCAGGCCUAUGAAUACGAAGAGGAAACCUCGCCCACCGAGAGCAUCGAUAUGGUGAUGGACCACAUGCUCAACGACGCGAACGCGACACAGACCGGUAACAUCAAGCUCGACUACCUCUUUCAGAUAAAAUGGACCGGGCAAUCGCAUCUGCACAACACGUGGGAGAAGUUCGACGCGCUCAAGAACUUAAAGGGGGUCAAGAAGGUUGACAACUACAUUAAGCAGUACAUCGAGUUGGAUCGUGCGCUCCGCAAUGACCCGUUAACGACGCGUGAGGAUCUCGAGGUGAUGGACAUCGAGCGUGAACGGCGCCGUGACGAGAUGGCGGAGUUUACCAAGGUGGAACGCAUCGUUGAUUCUGAGCGAGUAAUGGAGGAUGGUAUUGGCAAACUCCGCUACUACAUCAAGUGGCGCCGCCUCAACUAUGACGAGUGCACGUGGGAAGAUGCAGAGGAGAUCGCGGAGGACGCGCCGCUUGAGGUUGCGCAGUAUCAGGCGCGCGCAGCGUCAAAGAUCCUUCCCGGGCUCUCUGCGAACUACGGCUCGCAGCGCCCGCGCUUUGAGAAACUCGUCAAGCAGCCGCCGUUCAUCAAGAACGGGGAGUUGCGGGACUUUCAGCUCACGGGGUUGAACUGGAUGGCGUUCCUCUGGUCGCGCAAUGAAAACGGAAUCCUCGCGGAUGAGAUGGGGUUGGGGAAGACGGUCCAGACGGUGGCGUUUCUUUCGUGGUUGAUCUACGCUAGGCGCCAGAACGGUCCUCACUUGGUUGUGGUUCCGUUGUCGACGGUGCCGGCGUGGCAGGAGACGUUCGAGAAGUGGGCGCCAGAUGUGAACUGCCUCUACUACUUUGGCAACACGCAGGCGCGUGCAAACCUCCGCCUGUACGAGUUUUACGGAGCGUCGGCCAAGAAACCCAAGUUUAACGUGCUCCUCACAACAUACGAGUACAUCUUGAAGGACCGGACAGAGCUCGGCGCGUUGCGCUGGCAGUUUCUCGCGGUGGACGAGGCCCAUCGCUUGAAAAACGCGGAGUCGUCGCUCUACGAGGCCUUGCGCGACUUUCGCGUGGGCAACCGUCUCCUCAUUACUGGUACACCGUUACAAAACAACAUCAAAGAGCUUGCAGCGUUGGUGAACUUUCUAAUGCCCGGGAAGUUCACCAUCGACCAGGAGAUCGACUUUGAGACCCCCGACGACGAGCAGGAGGGGUAUAUCCGCGACUUGCAGCAGCGCAUCCAGCCGUUCAUCCUCAGACGGCUCAAGAAGGACGUGGAAAAGUCGUUGCCAUCGAAGACCGAGCGCAUUCUCCGCGUGGAGCUCUCGGACCUCCAGACCCAGUACUACAAGAACGUGCUCACCAAGAACUACUCUGCCUUGAAUGCCGGGGUGAAGGGGGUCAACAUUUCCUUGCUCAACGUGAUGUCUGAGUUGAAGAAGGCAUCAAACCACCCGUACCUCUUUGACGGCGCGGAAACGAACGUGCUCGCAAAGGCGGGGUCGUCGCGUGAGAAUGUGCUCCGCGGCAUGAUCAUGACAUCGGGGAAGAUGGUGUUGCUUGACAAGUUGUUGAACAAGUUAAAGAAGGAGGGACACCGGGUGUUGAUCUUUUCCCAGAUGGUGCGGAUGUUGGACAUUCUUGGGGAUUACCUUGCCAUCAAGGGACACCAGUUCCAGCGUCUCGACGGUACCGUUCCAUCGGCCCAGCGCCGUAUCGCCAUCGACCACUUCAACUCGGAGGGGUCGCAGGACUUUGUGUUUCUUCUUUCCACCCGUGCCGGUGGGUUGGGGAUCAACUUGAUGACCGCUGAUACGGUGAUUAUUUUCGAUUCCGACUGGAACCCCCAGGCGGACCUCCAAGCCAUGGCGCGUGCGCACAGAAUCGGCCAGAAGAACCAUGUGAUGGUGUACCGGUUUGUGUCAAAGGACACGGUGGAGGAGGAGAUUUUGGAAAGGGCCCGGAAGAAGAUGAUUCUUGAAUACGCAAUUAUUUCCCUCGGGAUCACCGACGGGAAGCCCAAGAAGAAGAAUGAGCCGAGCACUGGCGAAUUGAGCGAGAUCCUCAAGUUUGGCGCGGGAAACAUGUUCAAGGCCACGGACAACCAGAAAAAGUUGGAGGCGUUGGACUUGGACGACGUGCUUAACCAUGCGGAGGACCAUAUCACAACUCCAGAGAUUGGUGACUCCAACCUCGGUAGCGAGGAGUUCUUGAGGCAGUUUGAGGUGACGGACUACAAGGCAGACGUAGACUGGGACGAUAUCAUUCCGGAAGAGGAGUUGAAGAAACUCAAGGCGGAGGAGGCGCAGAAGCAGGAGGAGGAGUAUUUGCAAGAGCAGAUCGCGAUGUAUCUGCGGCGCGCAAAGUCGGUCGCGUACGACGAGGAGAGCGAGGGCGAGGCGCGCAGCGCGCGUGCCGGUGUGCGCGGCCGCCGCGUGGUUCAGGACGUGUUAAGCGAGAAGGAGAUCCGCAGCGUGUACCGCGCAAUCCUCAAGUUUGGUGACUUGUCCGCCAAGUGGGACCGCCUCGUGGGCGACGGUACGUUGUCGAAUAAGAACCCGGAAUUGAUCCGUCAUGCGUACAACGAGCUUCUCGCGCGCGCGCGUGAAUUGGUGCGGCUUGAGGAAGACCGCCGUGCGGCCACGCUUGCGGAGUUGGAGCUUGCUGAAAAGACCGCGCCGCCCGACGCGCCGUCGCUCUGGAUGCUCAAGCGCAAAGAGCGCAAAGCGAUUCUCUUUUCAUACGAAGGGGUCAAGAACAUCAACGCCGAGCUACUCUUAUCACGCCCUGACGACAUCUCAGCACUUGAGGCCAUCAUGCCGCCGGUUCCUACGGCGUUCCGUUUACCGAAGAUGCCAAAGCCCGUGCAUGGAUGGACGUGCGACUGGUCUGUGCGUGACGAUGAGAUGUUGCUCGCGGGUAUCUACAAGUUUGGGUACGGUUCGUGGGUCCAGAUCCGCGACGAUCCAAUGUUGGGCUUACAGAGCAAGGUGUUCCUCGACGGGGGUGACGAUAAGGAAAAGACCAAGAAGGUUCCUGGGUCGGUUCAUCUCAAUAGGCGAUCGGAUUACUUGUUGGGGUUGAUUCGUGGUAAGGAUGAGGAUGAGGGGACCCCAGAUGUACCGCUUCACCACCCAUCGGGCACGCCGGAGCCGGCGCCUAAGCGUGUUCGGAAGCCUAAGCCCGUGCUUGCGCCGUCUCCUGUGGCGAACGGAAAGUCGGACGAGCCGACAGAGUACGACAUGUGCAAGGAUCGCCUUCUGGCAGUCCAAGCAUCGCUCCAACGCUUAAAGGAGGGUGGGGCUGGAUUGGAUAAGAAGGUAUGGGUUGGCAUCUUAAAGACGAACUUGCUUGCAGUUGGGAGCAGGAUUGACGAUGUGGCAAAAGGUGAUGCGGAGUUGGGCCCCAAGUUGUGGAAAUAUGCGUGUUUGUACUGGCCUGCGAAAGUUGACCCCGCCCAGAUCAUGAAGAUGUACAAUAAGAUCAGGGACGCGCUGAAGUAG
This is a messenger RNA of Babjeviella inositovora NRRL Y-12698, 3858 nucleotides long. Its product is annotated as chromatin-remodeling ATPase. NCBI's taxonomy places the organism in Eukaryota, Fungi, Ascomycota, Pichiomycetes, Serinales. Gene Ontology annotation, molecular function: histone binding; ATP-dependent chromatin remodeler activity; ATP binding. Bases 1 to 3858 code for a protein of 1285 amino acids. Gene Ontology annotation, cellular component: chromatin; nucleus. Gene Ontology annotation, biological process: nucleosome organization; regulation of transcription by RNA polymerase II. The record is from RefSeq and is a predicted model, not a curated record. The transcript is spliced from 3 exons.